This is a messenger RNA of Drosophila novamexicana, 3025 nucleotides long. RefSeq lists its product as uncharacterized. The record is from RefSeq and is a predicted model, not a curated record. The coding region runs from base 750 to 1514 and encodes 254 amino acids. Gene Ontology annotation, cellular component: nucleus. Lineage: Eukaryota; Metazoa; Arthropoda; Insecta; Diptera; Drosophilidae. Gene Ontology annotation, molecular function: cyclin-dependent protein serine/threonine kinase inhibitor activity. Gene Ontology annotation, biological process: regulation of cell cycle. The transcript has 3 exons.
CUCAGUCGAAAAGUGCGUUCGCAUUGCGCACUUCAAGGCAAACUAACAAAACAUUCACUAAAAAACAUAAAUUAAAAAAACGCGACUUGUUAAAUAUAUAAAAGAUCUUACAACUUAAGUUGUAAAAGCAAUAGUACACUGAACACGACGUGCAAACACACAAAACGAACGCGUCUUUCGCAAUUGUCUCAAUUUGUGAGUGCCCGACUCGUCAGUUUUUUGUGAUUUGAGUGAGUUGGUUUUUUACGUGACCAAUAAGAACAGCGAUAAAGGCGUUUGCAAGUGCAUAAAAACAAUACACAACGAAUUUGUUUAUAUCAUAUUUCUAAACAAAUACACGUCAAAUACAACAAAUACGAAUUUCACUUUUAAAGCGAGUGUAUAAGAAAAUACAAAAAGACUGCACCAACACAAGCGAACAUUUACGCUCAGACACGCAUACACAGGCGCAACUGAAACGAGAUUUGGAGACUUGUGUCUCGUGUGUAUGUGCAUGUUUGUGUAAGCGUGUAUUAGUGAGUUCGCCCCUCUUUAGCGCUGGGCAGCGACUACGUACAGGCGAGUGCAAAAAACCAACACUUUUUGGCGCCAAAACUUUGACAGUUCGCUUAGUCGUGCGAUUCGCAAACAAGUGUCCAAAGUGUAGGCAGCAAAACUGCGUCGCAUCGCAGUCCAAAACACAGGCAACAAAAAUAGAAACGAAACAAACAAAUUUUAAAUAAAACAACCAAACGAACAACAACAAAAACAUGGUCAGUGCACGCAUGCUCCAUCCGGUGGUGCGCAGUGAAUUCUGCAAGAUGAGCUUCAGUCCCGCCGUCAGUCGCAAUUCACCCUGCGGCCCUCAAUUGGAACGCAUUAAGCGAAAUCUCUUCGGUGCAGCACAGACGCCGCUGGUGGAGACCAAACCCUCCUUUAGCGCAGAACUGGAACGCCAUCAAGAGUUGGCCACAAAGAAAUGGGGCUUUGAUUUUCGUAGCGAUCGCCCGCUGGCCACCAAUGCCAGCUACAUCUGGGAGCGCGUCAGCACACAGGAAUCGGACUAUGCGCCGCAAAUGUACACACUCACCCGUGCCGCGCAUGUGCGUCCCGAUACCUAUGACUCGGCCAGCGACAUGGAUGUGCUGCUCAAUGAGCGCGCCGAUCGCGAGAAUUUGGCCAACUCUUCGCUGGACUCCAACACAGACACCGAGUAUGACUCACAGGAUGAGUCGCUGCCAUAUCGCUUCACCAGCAGCAGCGGCACCGGCAACGUGGUCGCCUCCACUUCGGCCGCCGCUUUGACCGCCUCCUCCUCGUCCUCCGCCAACAGCAAUUCGCCCGCGCAGCAACGCAAGCGACAGCUCAAAAUCACAGAGUUCAUGAAGGAGCGCAAGCGUCUGGCCCAAGCGCCCAAAAAAAUCUCACCCGCCAAACGUAUGCGCACCAGCUCCGGCAGCGGCAGCAGCAACGCCAGCUCCAGCUCGAGUACAGCUCUAUUUGGUUGCCAGCUGAAGCGUACGCGUCACAAUUAAACUCAGUCGGCUGCUGUGCGCCGCAUCCCAGCGAGAGUAGUUGCAACCUACUCGCCACCAAAAAGAAAAACGAAAGCGAAAACUCAAUUUGCAAUUUGUAUUUGUAAUAUUAUUUUUAAAUUUUUUAUAACACUGCAAACAAAAUACGUAAUUUUUUGUACACAUUUCGAUGGCUAACAUUUUAAGUAGCUUUCACAUUACAUUUUUUAUACAAAUUAAGUACUCAUUUUUGUGCAGUGCAAGGGCGUAAGUUGCGAAUAUUAACUAAUAGUCUAACUAGUUUAAAUGCCAGUUACUACAACCAGUACUAGUACUAGAACAAAAUAGCGACUAAGCAUUUAAGUAUCGAGCUAUAUGAAACUUUUUAGAUUUCUCUAGUGAGAAAUGCCAUAAACUAAGUGAUUAGUUCUUAACAACAACAACAAAACAAACACAAAAAAAAAACAACAACAACCACACGAAAAAACGUAAAAUUAAUUGUUUAAAGAAAAACAAAAACAAAUUAUCUAGAGACACCUUCAAUGAAAUCCACCUUUAACCAUGAAAUUUAUAAGCUACUAACGAAAUAUUUGUAAAUUCCAAAUUGAUAAAUUUUACCAGCAACUCUGCGGUUGCUUGUAAAAUUUACCAUGCAAAACUUGAUGUCGCUCUGCUUUACAAAAAUUCUACAUGUACACAUUUAUUUGUUUUUACACAUAUUUUUUUGUCGAAAAGCAGAGUAAUAUUGACUUUUUUCUCUCAAAACAGACCCUAAAACAAACAAUUAUUAGGCCUACAAUUUUACAGUCAGGCUUAUGCUUGUUUUUGUUUUUGCGGCUGUAACUAAAGUCCUUAAUUCGACCAGUGUUAUAACCCAUAAAUUAAGCCUAAAGCGUUUGCCAAUUUGUGCGCUUUUGCAAAUACAUGUUACCAUAUGUUGACGUAUUUGUAAAACCUCACAAAUUGCCAAUUUGUAAACUCUCAACUGUAUAAAAUUAAUUUCCAUCCGUUGCCAAAUUGUUUGGCAAAUGAUGAAAGAGAUUUUGCUUAACUAUCAUGUACAAAUGCUAUUAUUGAUAAACAUUUAUACAUAAACUAUUAUAUAUUUAGGCAGAGCCUAUAUUAUUAAAUAACAUUUUCACAGAUCAUCCUAAUUCAUAAGCUUAGCAUAGAACAAAAUCCAAAGUAUUCACUUAAUAUUUAUAUUUAAUUCAUAUUGUGUGUAUAAUCAAACUCAUACUUCAAUAAAAAGCAAAAAACUAGCAAACAAAAUACAAAAAAUAAAAACAAACAAAAAAACAAAUCAUAACAAACUACUCGUUAAUGCUGUACCAUCUAAAAUGGGUACUCAAUCGACACGAGUAGAUCCAUUCAGUUAUAUGUUGUUGUUUUCAUUUGUAGACUUGUAUUUGUUUAUAUCUAUCAUAACAUUAUAGUUUUGUAAGUCUAUUAAGUUGACUUUUGUUUUCAAUAAAAUUUUGUUUUUCUUUUUGUAGUAGCCUAAUUUCUAAUACAUAUAUUAUUAUAGCCGG